Messenger RNA from Meyerozyma guilliermondii ATCC 6260, 741 nucleotides. RefSeq lists its product as uncharacterized. The transcript has a single exon. The coding region runs from base 1 to 741 and encodes 246 amino acids. Gene Ontology annotation, cellular component: endoplasmic reticulum. The record is from RefSeq and is a predicted model, not a curated record. Gene Ontology annotation, biological process: endoplasmic reticulum tubular network organization; membrane organization. NCBI's taxonomy places the organism in Eukaryota, Fungi, Ascomycota, Pichiomycetes, Serinales, Debaryomycetaceae.
AUGGCAUCUACUUCGGGGUCUCAGACAGAGGCCAAGCCAAUCACGAACGCCACCGUGUCGUCGGAGCAUCGCAAGAAAAAGUUGGUGCGCAAAAACUCCGGUCCAAACCCACUCAAAUAUAAGAUUUGGCUUGCGGGCCAUCUCAUGUCUCUUAUAUUUGGUGCUAUAAGUUCGGGAUUCCAACUCUUGUGGCUUCCCAAUCGGUACUACAUCAACUCCAUCAGCUACCGGUUGUCGCUUUUGGGGUCUGUGAUGGCUCUUGGUGCAACUUUUUCUCACAAAUUUGGACUUCGUUUCCUUCCUCCUCCACUGACCAUGGUUGCCCAGCAAAAUUUCCAGUAUUUGGUGUUGGCAUUCUUAUGGUGUUUUACAUUCAAAUCUGUUUUCAAACUUAUCCCCUUUUUGCUCAUAUCUAUUUUGCAAUUGGGCGCACACAAGAAAAUCGGAGCCAUUGAAAAGCAACUGGAUUUCCUUGCGUCUCUCAUUGCUUACGACGAGCUCUUGCUUAUAGUCUACCUCUUGCUUCGCACGUUGUUCUUGAGAGGAUGGUCGGGAUACCAAUUGGUGGUGUUCUUGGUGUUUUACUGGUUGCGUAUUUUGUACAACAAAGAGACAGGAAACCUUUUCCGGUCUAUUGUGGACAGACUUGAUGGAAAAGUACAGGGCAAAAACGAAAAAGUGACUCAUUACUGGGACAAAAUCAAGAUGUUUUUAGACGAGAAGCAGCAGUCGGAGAUGUGA